AUGUCAGCAAGCAAGGCUGCCCGUGUGGGCGAGGAGAUCUGGAAAGGCCGAAUCGACAAGGUCAACGCCGAGUUAGUGACCCUCACGUACGGCACCAUUGUCGCUCAGUUAUGCAAAGACUUCGAAUCCGACUACGUCGAGGUCAACAAGCAACUCGAUCGAAUGGGCUACAAUAUUGGCCUGCGCUUGAUUGAAGAUUAUCUUGCAAAGUCAAACACGAUGCGCCGAUGUUCGAAUUUCCGCGAGACCGCCGAGAUGAUAGCAAAGGUUGGCUUCAAGAUCUUUCUCAACAUUACGCCCACCAUCACGAACUGGACAAACGACAACAAGCAAUUCUCACUAGUCUUUGAGGAGAACCCGCUGGCCGACUUUGUAGAGUUACCAGAUGACGGCAGAGCCCAAGAUGAGCUCUGGUACUCAAACAUUUUUUGUGGCGUACUUCGUGGAGCUUUGGAGAUGGUCCAGAUGCAGGUCGAAGCACAUUUUAUCAGUGACAUAUUGAGGGGCAAUGAUACUACCGAGAUGCGGAUCAGCUUGAUCAGGUAUAUCGAUGAUGAACUGCCGCCCGAGGAUGAUUAA
This is a messenger RNA of Pestalotiopsis fici W106-1, 579 nucleotides long. RefSeq names its product Trafficking protein particle complex subunit BET3. The transcript has 4 exons. Gene Ontology annotation, cellular component: cis-Golgi network membrane; cytosol; TRAPP complex. Gene Ontology annotation, biological process: intra-Golgi vesicle-mediated transport; endoplasmic reticulum to Golgi vesicle-mediated transport. The record is from RefSeq and is a predicted model, not a curated record. Bases 1 to 579 code for a protein of 192 amino acids. NCBI's taxonomy places the organism in Eukaryota, Fungi, Ascomycota, Sordariomycetes, Amphisphaeriales, Sporocadaceae.